AUUAUUUGAAUAUGUAGAGGCAUGCUAGGUUUUAUUUAAUUAAUUUCAUGUAGUAUCAUGAUACGUGUUGAUUGGAAUUUGUGAUUGGAUUGAUGCUGGUGAAUGAUUUGUGACGUAUGACGUGAUAGAGUAUAAAACAUAAUAUUGGGCCUCAACAAUCAGCUUAAGCUUUUGGUUGAGUUAGUCCUUUAACAUGGUCACGGGUUCGAAUCUCAUCCACCCCCCACCUUUAAGUGGAAUAUUAAGCGCGGGGUAUGAGGAGGGCCCAUGCUGCAUCCACACUUCAAGCCUAACGGGCUCUCAUGCGAGGGGGCGUGAUAGAGUAUAAAACAUAAUCUUGGACCUUAACCAUCAAUUUAAGCUUUUGGUUGAGUUGGUCCUUUAACAGGUUUAAAAGGGUCACCAGCAUCAGCUGAAUUUCGGAAGCAUGCUAGAUAGUUUUGAUCCAUUCAACUUCAUCAUCUUUGGCACGUUAAUUGUUUAAAAGAUUUCCAUGAUAAACAUGAACUCCCAUCAGUCUUAGUCAACCUUCAUCGUUCUUCCCAGACUCAUGGCAAUGGGAAGAGCCCUUGUCCGCUCUCUGUACCUGGUACACCACCAUAGGCGGUUGUGCUGUCUCCCAUAUACGUCAAUAACCCUCCACUUCCGGCGCCUUUUGUCUGUAAGGACUAGCCCUGGGAUAGAGUGGUCUGAAGCACAAAAGAUAACACUGAGUGCAGACCUUGAAACUUCUGCAAGGCAGCUGCUGAAAUUUCUAGCAGAAAUUGACAAAAAUCACACUCUCUAUGAAGGUCCUGUCUUGGAUCGUGCCAUUUACAGGUACAAAAACUAUUGGCUACCUCUGCUAGCCAAAAAUUCUGAGCCUGCAGGAUUAGGAUGCCCUUUAGUUGUACCACUUGACUGUGAAUGGAUCUGGCACAUUCACCGGCUUAAUCCGAAACGUUACAAGACAGAUUGUGAGGAACUUUAUGGAAGGAUACUUGAUCACUCAAAUGUUGAGUCAACCACCCAAAGGACUAGCCUUAACCAAAUGAAUGAAAUUUGGACAAGGAUGUUCCUUGAUGAACCAUUUGAGGUUGAUUUAAGCAAUCCCAUGACGGAAAGUGAUGCUGUUAGCAAAUCCGAUUCUCAAAAGAGCACGGACUAUGAUCUUGUAUCUGCCGUAAAAAGGCAGAGUACCUUCUUUUACCAGGUAUCUAGGCCUCAUGUGAGCAAUAACAUAUUUCUGAAGGAAGCAAUAGCUAGAUACAAGGGGUUUCUUCAUCUAAUUAAGAAAAAUAAGGAGAUGUCUAUAAAGCGCUUUUGCGUUCCAACAUAUGAUAUUGACCUCAUUUGGCAUGCUCACCAAUUGCACUCGGCCUUAUACUGUAAGGACACGACUGCUAUAUGUGGCGAGGUACUGGAUCAUGAUGAUACUGAUACUGAUAGAUCAGAAGGUAUGAAACUGAGUGUCGAGUUUAUGGAGACUUCCAAGAGGUGGGAAGAGUUAUAUGGUCUUAGGUAUUGGAAAGCAGGAGCAAUGUACAGAGGAAGUGCACCUUCACCUCUUACAGUUGAUGCUCAUAUAUUCGAGAAAACUCAGAAGAGUGAAAUCCUUGCAAACAAAAGUCAAAAUAUUAUUCAACUUCCAAAGAAAAUGCUAAUAGAGGUUCUACUGGAGAUAGUGGAAGUAAGAGGACUACCUCAAAGGCAUGGAGAUAAACUCUUCAUUAAGUUCAGUCAGAGAAACAAAAAUAAUCUUCAUUAUAUAACAGAGAAAAAUCUGAGUAUUUCUACAGAAUCUCAGAAAAAACAGGUGAUUAAUUUCCAGUCUGAACCAACCUCAGAGCUUCUCUUUGAACUGAUGUCCAAGUCAAGUACUACAAACUACCUAAAUUCUGCCAAAAUUAUAGGCACUACAACAAUCUCCCUAGUAGAUGUUGUGAAUGCCGGGCAACAACUCUCAGUUGACCGAUGGUUCGAGUUGCUCCCACCCUUGGAAAGUAAAGACACAAAUCCACCUAUAAGUUUACGGAUUUCUCUCUCGUUCACUCCUCCUGCUAGUGCUCCGUAUAUGCUCCAUAUGGUUCCUUCAGGCGGAGUCAAGAGUCAUACUCUUGUUCUAGAUAAGGCUGGUAACCCAGUUAUUGGAGUUUAUAUGAGGUGUGUCGACAAAAGUCCGUAUGAAGUGAUUGGCGUGUUGGAAUCAAGGGAAGAUUCUAUACUUGCAAAAAAAGAGGGAGCUGGAUGGUCUUUGAUGGAUUCUCAAUGGGACUUUCGUCCACGAAACAAACCAGAAAAUUCCUAUGAGCUCUUAGGUGAAACAAAGGUGAUAUUCUUUCCUGGUAAGAAAUUAGAUUACGAAACCAAACACAGCAGUCAAAAAGACGAGCAUGACAACUUCACCACUGCAGUUGAAUUUUCUCCUGAAAAUCCUUAUGGAAAAGCUGUGGCUCUCUUGGACUUAAAAUUUGGUGUUCUUCAGGUCAAGGAGGAUUGGUUCCUGCUACCAGGAACUAUAUCUGCCUACUGUAUCCUAUAUGAUGCAUAUGGAAGGGAAUGGGAGAAGAAAUUAGAUACAAUGACACAAGAAGAAUGCAGAGAUUUUAGUGUCAUUAGUGCUUUAGAUGGAAGUGGCAGGGAAGAAGAUUGUAGUGGGGCUAGUAUUGGAGGAGAUGGCGGGGGAGGAGAUUGUAGUGGGGGCUCUUGUGGAGGAGCUACAUGUGGCGGUGGUUGUGGUGGAUGUGGAGGAUGAAUCAUUAGCUUCAAAUUCAUGAUUAUUGAUUGAGGAAAUAAGUUGAGCUACGGAUAGUUGAUUUAAUAGGCAAUACCUAGUACGGAGUACAUUAUAGAAGAAAGAUGACAGAUAUGACUGAUAUUCAAGAGUGUAUUAUGGAGUAAUUGUAUAAUUCAAGAUGACAGUAAUAUGGAGUACAUUUCUUCAAGCAUAUUCAUGUACAUCAGUGCAUAACCUAUGAAUAACAGUAGAUCUGCGUGCUCUUCUGCCUUUGUUUGAUUA
Chenopodium quinoa (quinoa) is the source of this 2998-nucleotide messenger RNA. RefSeq names its product glycine-rich domain-containing protein 2-like. The record is from RefSeq and is a predicted model, not a curated record. Bases 551 to 2734 code for a protein of 727 amino acids. The transcript is spliced from 10 exons. NCBI's taxonomy places the organism in Eukaryota, Viridiplantae, Streptophyta, Magnoliopsida, Caryophyllales, Amaranthaceae.